AGCAGCUCUUGACAGAAGCUCCAGUCUCCAGACCGAUCUUGAAGAUGACUCCCUCUGCCAGCCUGCUGCUGCUGCUGCUGCUUGGCCUCUCUCAGGCUUUUCCUGUGGAGGAGGAAGGAAGCUCAGAAGAAGAAGAAGGAGAAGAAGAAGACACUAUUGACAUGACCACCAGGAUUCUGAGCACCAACAACGGCUCCAAUGAGAACCUGCUGGAAGGAGACUUGCUGGCUCCCAUAACCAGAAACGCCAUGAGGUGCUUUUCCCAGAGCUGCUUGUGGAAGAAAGCCAGUAGUGUGGUGACGGUCCCCUAUGUCAUAAACUACCACUUCAGUCAGUCUCAGAAGAACAUGAUCACAAGAGCCAUGAAGGCGAUGGAGAGAAGGACCUGCAUCCGCUUCAAGGAGCGUUCCAGAGAGUACGACUUCAUCAGCAUCGAGAACAGACAGGGAUGUUUCUCUGCUCUGGGCAGAACCGGAGGCAGACAGGUGCUGUCCCUCAGCAAACAGGGCUGCCUCCACCACGGCAUCGUCAUUCACGAGCUCAACCACGCUCUAGGCUUCCAGCACGAGCAGACCAGGAGCGACCGUGACUCCUAUGUCAGGAUCAACUGGCAGUACAUCAAACCAUCAACUGCCUACAACUUCCACAAACAGAACACCAACAACCUGAACACUCCCUACGACUACUCCUCCAUCAUGCACUAUGGAAGAACAGCCUUCACCACUCAGUAUGGGAAGGAGACCAUCACCCCGUACCCCAACCCCAACGUACAGAUCGGCCAGAGGCAGCGCCUGUCCUCCUGGGACGUCAAGAGAAUCAACCUGCUCUACAGAUGUUAACAA
Molecule: messenger RNA, 842 nt
Organism: Amphiprion ocellaris (clown anemonefish)
Lineage: Eukaryota; Metazoa; Chordata; Actinopteri; Pomacentridae
Product: high choriolytic enzyme 1-like
Exons: 1
Coding region: 45-839 (264 amino acids)
Biological process (GO): proteolysis
Molecular function (GO): metalloendopeptidase activity; zinc ion binding
Source: RefSeq, a predicted model, not a curated record